AUGGCCAUAAAGAGCGAGGAUGAGGAGUACAACCCGCUGCUCGCCAAUUGGGACCGCGAGGUGUAUAAUGAGUAUCAGAGAAGGACAGCCACCGGAGAUGUGGUAUCUGAAACAAGAGGGUAUCAUGUUGAUAGCCUGUUCGCAAGCAGCUUCGAUGGGUCCUUUGAUGCGAUGUGGGCGAGACAGUCGGAUGACAGUACCCUGAGCUUGCUAUCAACAUUGGAGAAAGGUGCAGUUGCAUAUGAAAAGGAGAUCAGCCAUCGGCAUGUCGCAACCAAACUACUCAACAGGGGCAGAACCAAGAACAGCAGCUGUGCUCAAGCCCUACGUAUACCUGAUCGCGGCAAGCCUGGGACGAACAGACUCAGCAGAUCUGAUGUCAGUCCUACAGCUUACGAGGCGAUCGGCUUACGCCUAUAUGUCCCUAGCAGCAUGAAUCCUAUCUGGCAGGAGCUUGCAAAGUGCAAAGAGCUUCGCGCAAGGAUCAGGGAGCAUCCCGGCUAG
Molecule: messenger RNA, 504 nt
Organism: Recurvomyces mirabilis
Lineage: Eukaryota; Fungi; Ascomycota; Dothideomycetes; Mycosphaerellales; Teratosphaeriaceae
Exons: 2
Coding region: 1-504 (167 amino acids)
Source: RefSeq, a predicted model, not a curated record